UGCAAGUAGUGUUCGGGGUGAAAGGGGUGCCUCUGCUCAGACUGCACUGACAGCAAUAUGCAGUCUGUUCCUGUUUCUCCGAGCCGGCGCACAUUCACGUUACAGUAACUAAAAGAUACAAAAUAAUAAAAACACGGCAGACCGGUGAAGCCCUGCAGCGAGGCUCGCGUGUUGUCUUCCCUCCGCCAGGCUGGACAACCGAGGAUGUACAGCGAGCUAAGGAGCGGGAAUGGUCAGCGAGCCGGAUCGACGCUCUUAUCAGUGAUUAAGCCCCCCCCCAAAAACCUGCUUGUUUUUCGCAUGAACCCAGCUGGCAGGAUCCGGCUCGGCUCCUCGGUCGUCCCCCAAGAGUCAGAAUGACGAAACCCAAAGUCACCCGGGUGGGUUUCGCCUUGAGUCUGGGGUGUUUCAUUAUGGUCCUCCUCUACUUUAACAGCAGCCUAAAGCCGGCCUCGGAGCCGGUCGGCGAAAGAAGCAGUGGGCAGAAGUCUCGGAGGAGCCCUCUACAGACGCUUUAUGAUGGAGACCAGGUGGAGUCAGCAGUACAGGCGAUCCAUCAGGGCCGACGGGAGGUGUUAGAAGAAGCCUGCCGCUCCUACACCCGCAAACGCAGAGUCCUGAUCCCCGAGGACCUGAAGCACGUCAUCGUGGACGACCAGCACGGCUUGCUGUACUGCUACGUCCCCAAAGUGGCCUGUACCAACUGGAAGCGGGUGCUCAUGGUUCUGACGGGGGUCACCGGGUCCCUCCGAGACCCACUGGCGAUCCCUGCUAACGAGGCCCACAUCCCGGGAAACCUGCGCAACCUGUCGGAGUACUCCACCUCACAGAUCAACCAGCGCCUGCGCUCCUAUCUGAAGUUCGUCUUCGUGCGCGAGCCCUUCGAGCGGCUGGUAUCCGCGUACCGCAACAAAUUCACGCGAAGCUACAAUACCGCCUUUCAUAAACGAUACGGCACAAAGAUUGUGCGGCGGCACAGGCCGUACCCACAGCCGGAGGCUCUGGAGAGAGGGAACGACGUCUCCUUCGAGGAGUUUGUGUAUUACCUCGUGGACCCGGCGACCCAGCGCGAGGAGCCCUUCAACGAGCACUGGGAGAGGGUGCACUCGCUGUGCCACCCCUGCCUCAUCCACUACGACGUGGUGGGUAAAUACGAGACGCUGGAGCAGGACUCCCGCUACGUGCUACAGCUGGCUGGGGUGGAGGACCAGGUCAGAUUCCCCGCCUCAUCCAAGAGCACCAGGACUACCGGAGACAUGGCGGCCCAGUUCUUCCACAACAUCAGCCCCUUCUACCAGAAGAAGCUGUACAACCUCUAUCGCAUGGACUUCCUGCUCUUCAACUACUCAAUACCAGCCUACCUCACGUUUAGAUGAGGCUGGGACAUCGCUCAUCCACGGACUGGACUUGAACAUGUGGAGCCCGGACUUCUAAAAGUACAGUUUUUGAGCUGUUUCUCUGUGCGGGCCUUAUUACUGACACUGCUGAUACUGUUGAAGAUGUAUACUGCUUAGAGCUCCAAAGUAAAUCGAUUUUUACAGACUGAAAAACUUCUGCAGAAGAUACAAACAGGAGAGGACAUUUCAUCACGAAGUGACACUUGUUGCCGGAAGAAGGCAAAUUAUAUUUUACUGUAAAUGGUGAUCCAGCGGACAUUGGUCACUGCCUUUGAAAGUGUGAAAUACCAUUUAAUUUCGCCAUCUGCUGUUUCAAAAGUGUACUUCACAUGACAAAUGUAAUCUGCAGUAGCUGAAUGAAAGUAUUAAUACCUAAACACUAGCCCUAUUUUUAGCCCUCUGCUCGAAAAUUGCAUACCCAUACUCAAAAGAGUGCAUCUUU
Messenger RNA from Anarrhichthys ocellatus (wolf-eel), 1839 nucleotides. RefSeq names its product carbohydrate sulfotransferase 11-like. Gene Ontology annotation, biological process: proteoglycan biosynthetic process; carbohydrate biosynthetic process. NCBI's taxonomy places the organism in Eukaryota, Metazoa, Chordata, Actinopteri, Perciformes, Anarhichadidae. The transcript has 3 exons. The coding region runs from base 357 to 1376 and encodes 339 amino acids. The record is from RefSeq and is a predicted model, not a curated record. Gene Ontology annotation, molecular function: sulfotransferase activity. Gene Ontology annotation, cellular component: membrane.